AUGCUGGAUAAUGCAUAUCCAAAUCUGGUGAAAGAUGAACAUAAUGAUCUGAUGAUGUUGCAUCACAUGGAUAAUGAAACUUUAAUCCGAUUAUCCAAGUACACGAAGAAUUGGCCAGAACCAAAGAAGAAGACAGAGUUUUUCGGACUCAUCAAAGAUGAAAAGUAUGAAGAUCCAGAUCCAGUGAAUCAUUUGAAGUGGAGAAAUGAUGUAGAGAUGAAAGAAAAGAGUGCAACUGAUGAAUUAACGAAGUUAGAAGAAUUUGUUGAAACUAGAAAUGAUUGGUAUACAAAAGAAGUAAAAGAAAAGAAGAAAGGUGGAAAGAGAACUCCAAAAGUUCAAACUGAAGAAGGAUCAUCUUCUCAACCGCAAAAGAAGCGUAAAAAGAAAGCAGUUGAAACUUUGUUGGUUGAUGAACCAGAAGAAGAUGAGACAGAAGCAAAUGUUGAAAGAGAUCAUGAUCAACUAUCUCCUAAAACUGAGCGUUUGAUGAAAGAUAUUGAUGACACUUUGGAAGCUAGGAAAUCAGCUAGUAAAACAGUAGUUGAUGAGGAAGAAAAUGGUUUAUCUGGUUCUGAAGAUGAGGUUGAUGCUAAAGUUGAUAAAUGGAUCAAAGAAAACUACGAUCCAAGAGAUAAAGAGAAACAAAGGAAGAGAAAGAGGAGUGCGGACGAUGAUGAUGAAACGUAUGUACCACCAGAAGAUGUUCAAGUUGAAAAGACACCACCAUCUUCGGGAGUUCUUGAAAAGCUUAAUGAUUUUAGCUUUGUCAAUGAUGAUCUUGUGAAAGAGUUGCAAAAGAAGGUGGAUGAGGUGUUAGUUGAGAAAAAGAAGUUAGAGGAAUGUGUAAAGUCUGUUGAAUCAGAGGAUUCAUCAUUGUUGAAAAAGAUUGAAUCUGAUCAAGCCGACAUUGAUAUUCUGAAAGUUCGAAUAGCAGAAUUGGAAGAAGAAAAGGCUCGAAGGGAUGAACAGAAUGAAUACUUCAAGUUGAAAAAUAAAGAGUUAGAGGCCAAUAAUUCUAAGAAGGAACAUGAAGCAUAUAUGUUAAAGAAAGUGUUGGAAAACUUGAUUGGAAAGCCGAUUGAACAAAGAUUUGAAGAGAUAGAACUUGAGGAAGUUAGGGCACGACGUGAAGCUGAAAUAGAAGCUGGAAUGAAAGACAAUGGUAAAGGUGUUCCAGUUGAAGGUGUUAUUGAAGUGACAGAAAGGCAAAUUGUUGUGUCUGAGCCGAUGAAAGCUCCAGAAUCUUCUAUACUAGAUCCUUGUCCAAUUACUUUAGUAUCUGAUGAUGUAUAUUCUGUUCAUAGUGAUUAUGAAGAUGAUGAUGGAAAUGAUGAUGAUGAUGAUCAAGGUACUUCGGGUAUCAAAAUAACUGAAGCAUCAAAUGAAGAGAAUACUGAUGAUUAUCUUCAAGACGAUGCAAACGAAGAGCCUGAAAAUGCAAGUGGAAAGGGGGAGCAUGGUGAUGCUGAGAAAGAUGAUGCGAUUGUUGAUCAAAGUUGA
Helianthus annuus (common sunflower) is the source of this 1503-nucleotide messenger RNA. RefSeq names its product glutamic acid-rich protein-like. NCBI's taxonomy places the organism in Eukaryota, Viridiplantae, Streptophyta, Magnoliopsida, Asterales, Asteraceae. The transcript has 3 exons. The record is from RefSeq and is a predicted model, not a curated record. The coding region runs from base 1 to 1503 and encodes 500 amino acids.